Molecule: messenger RNA, 3293 nt
Organism: Onychostruthus taczanowskii (white-rumped snowfinch)
Lineage: Eukaryota; Metazoa; Chordata; Aves; Passeriformes; Passeridae
Gene: SDSL
Product: serine dehydratase like
Exons: 9
Coding region: 1531-2529 (332 amino acids)
Biological process (GO): L-serine catabolic process; L-threonine catabolic process
Molecular function (GO): L-serine ammonia-lyase activity; pyridoxal phosphate binding; threonine deaminase activity
Source: RefSeq, a predicted model, not a curated record
GGAAUGGGGGAGCCCCACUGCUCACCCCCCAGGAGUGGGAGACCAUCCCCAUGCCUUUUGUCUUCCUUUCCUCUGGCACCUGUGUGCCCCGUCCCCAAAACCCGCGGUGCAAAAUCCUCUUAGGCAGCUCCCUUGAUCCGCUCUGGCUCGUUAGGAAUAACGAGGUCAUUACUGGGGGAUUAAUGAGCUGCGGCUCGGCAGAGCUUUGAAGGUGCCAGGUUCCCACCGGGGCUGGGGCCCCUGGGGGCUGCAGGGGGUUGGGAGGGAGUAGCUCUGGGCUGUUGGGGUGCUGGCACCCCAAAAUCAGGGAUGGGUGCUCUGGGGAAGGUGGGGUGUCCGUACCCUGCUGUGCUGGGACAGAUUGCAGGGAAGCCUCUGUCCCCUCGUGUCCCCAUGGUGUGUGGGCUACUGUGGAAGGGGAGGGCUGCUUUUGGGGUCCCUGUGCCUCAGUUUCCCCAGACAGAUCGCCGUCACUGGGUGAGGGAGCAGCAAGGAGGAAAAGGGCACGCUGGAAAUGCCACAGUGUUGCAGAUUCCCUUUUUUUGUUUCCUUAAACAUGGAAAAACAAACAAAAAGCUGUUAAAUACCAUCCCAGCUGCUGCCACAGCGUCAGCCAGGGACGCUGGCCAAGGGAAGUGACCAGGUGACAGCCUGGCAUGCCUCCCUCAUGGCAGGGAUGGAGCCAAAGGGGAGCAGAAGAGGCACAGGGAGGGGGGUAUGGGGUGGAAAGGGACCCUGGAGCACCCCAGGGCUGAGCUGAAAUGUACCCUCCCAAGGGGGACUCCAGCUUCACCCCUGAGAGCUGGGACAGGCUUCUUCCACCCCUUUCCAGCUCCUGCUGCUGUCCCACCCUCAUGGAAGUGCCUGCAGUCUCUGCCUACUGUGAGGUGGGGGUGUCACUCAAGGGGCUGGAGCUGUGUCCCCCCCGAUGCCCCCAUUCAAGGAAUGCUCCUCAUUGCCCUCCUUUCCAGGCCCUUGUGUCCCAAAAAGCAGCAGAGUGGCCCUGGAGAGGGGCAGUGCUGUGCCCAGGGGUGGUGUGGGAAGGAAGCAGGGAUGUUUUUUUGGCACCAAAGACGAUCUCCAUGAGGAGCAGGGCAAUCCCAGAGCUCUCCCCUGCUCGCUGCCUGCCAGCAGUGCUGCUCGGGGGGGGUUUGCAGCCCAGUUUGGGACAGGGCACUGAAAUCCUGUAUUCUGCUUUCACUGCUGUGUGCCUGGCACUGGGGCAGAGCUGGCACAGUGUGGGAUUCCCAGUGCUCCCUGUUUGGACUGUGUUGGUCCCAGUGCAGUGUCCUCCCACUCCAGGACUCCUUGUGCCCUUUGUUUCCAGGCUGCUCCAGUUUGGCCAGAGCAACACAGGAACCUCCUGAGGCUGCGGGGCUGCGAGCCAGGGCUGGCCCUUCCUCCAGAUCCCUCCUUCCUCCUCCUCCUUCCUGCCUGCUGUGGACAGAACCAGCCCCUCAGAGCAGAGGCUCGGCGGUGGGUGAGGACAAGCAGAGACAUCCCGCGGACACCAGCAUCCGCGGUCAGGCCAUGGCAGCCCAGCCGCUCGGGGGCCAGAAGCCCUUCCACGUCGUUUCACCCGUCCUGGAGAGCCUGUCCCUCUCCAAGGCCGUGGGCACCAAGGUCUUCAUGAAGCUGGAGAACGUCCAGCCUUCAGGAUCCUUCAAGAUCCGGGGCAUCGGGCACCUGUGCCAGGAUGCUGCCAAGAAGGGCUGCCGCCGCUUCGUCUGCUCCUCAGGAGGGAACGCGGGUCUGGCAGCAGCGUACGCAGCCCGGGAGCUGGCCCUGCCCAUCACCGUGGUGGUCCCCAGCAGCAGCGGCCCCACCCCCGUGCGCAAACUGCAGCAACUGGGGGCGACUGUCGAGGUCUACGGCAAGGUGUGGGAUGAUGCCAACAGCAGAGCCCAGGAGCUGGCUAAGACAGAGGGCUGGGUCAUCAUCCCCCCCUUCGACCACCCCUUGGUGUGGGAGGGUCACGCCAGCCUGGUCCGGGAGCUGAAGGACUCUCUGGAGGACAAACCAGGCGCCAUCGUGGUGGCGGUGGGCGGCGGGGGGCUGCUGGCCGGUGUCGUGGCCGGCCUGCAGCAGGUGGGCUGGCAGGAUGUCCCCAUCAUCGCCGCCGAGACGCUGGGAGCUCACAGCUUCCACGAGGCGCUCAAAGCCGGCCGGCUCGUCACCCUGCCCGACAUCACCAGCGUGGCCACGUGCCUGGGAGCCAAGAUGGUGGCGGCGCGGGCGCUGGAGUGUGCCAGGGAGUGCCAGGUGCUCUCGCAGGUGGUGCAGGACGCCGAGGCCGUGCGGGCUGUGCAGCAGUUCCUGGAUGAGAACAGCGCUCUUGUUUCGGAGAUUUAUCCACGGGGAUCCCCGGCCUGGUUUAACACCUGCGGGCUCCGAGGUGUUCUAACAUGUGGAGGGGAUAUACCCCAUCCUAGAACCCCCUUUUUCCCCCCCAUCCCACUCUUUCUCCCUUUCCCCCCAGCUCUCCUGCUCUCCCAUAUUUCCACUCUGCAGCGCUGUGUUUGCUUUUAGCCCUUUCCUGUGGCGCCUCCUGGGGGUUUUUUUGUGUCCUCCCAACAUUUCUCCCCUCUCCUUCCUCCCAUUCCGGGUGAUGCGGGUUUUUGCUCCUGCUGGUGCCCCCCAGCCCCACCCGGUUCCCCUGCUGAGCCUGUGCCCUGUGGUGCUGGGCAGGGAGAGAAGCCUUUUGCUGCCCCCAACCCCUCUCAUCCUCCUCCCUUUUGGAGCAGCCAGCCCCAGGAGCAGCUCACCCACAUCCCCCCACGAGCCCUUUCCCCUGACCUGGCUGCCAACCCCCCAGAAGCCCCUCCCUGCCCUCAGCCCCCUGCCCUGCACCUCCCACCGGUCAAGCCACCUUCCCAGGUGUUUUGUGGAGACCAAACCCCCAUAAAUCAGAGCUCUGCCACUCCAUCGUGAGCAAUAUCUUAUGUAAAAAGGUGUUUCCAGGGAGCACCGAAGGCUGGAGAAUCCUAUUACGAGGCACACUAUUAAUUAUAAGGAGUCAGCCCAACCUACUCCAGCUAUUUUUUAUCCCAGGUCCAAAACCUGAUUACUUCCCACCUUCUGCAGACCUUCUCCUCCCCAAAAAAAAAAAAAAAAAAAAAAAAAAAAGGCAAGAAGGUCAGGAAAAGAAAAGAAAAACAAAACCGAAUAGCAUUGGUGUUUGCCCAACAGCUUUUAAAAAGGAAUUUAUUCCCUUGAUUCUGCUUGGCGGGGGGGUCAGGGCAGUCAGGAGCUCACCAUGGUGAUUCCUCAGCACAGAAGGGUCAGUGCUGGGG